ACGUAAUUAACCAAAAAUGCAAUAAUCUAUAAGGUACUAUAUAAGCUUGUCUUUCCUCAAUUCCGCCAUUCAAAAGGGAAAAGGAAGGGUAAAAGAGCGCGAAAACCCUAGCUUACAGUCUCUAGCUCCGGUAUGUCAAUUCCACCGGAAUCUCCCUCUGAACAUAACGAAGAAGCACCGGAACAAGAAUUUCAGAGCAGUACUCAUCACCCUCCUGCUCCUUCUGGUGAGCUAUUUGAUAUAACAACCACAGUUGAUCCGGCUUAUAUAAUAUCUUUGAUCCGGAAUCUCCUAUCAGAAAAUGUGAAGCAUGGAGAAAGAAGCAAGAUAACCACAUCUUCUCCUCCUGAGAAUGAAGGAGACCAGAGCUGGUCUAUUGAUGAGUCUAAAAAUAUGAAGAAUGUUGAAACUUUUGUCAAACAAUCAGUAGAUGACAAGUUCUAUUGCCAAAAUGAGCGUGAGGAUGUGGCAGUAGGAGAAGAGGCUUGGGAAGAGUUUGGCUGCAUUUUAUGGGAUCUAGCAGCUAGUAAAACUCAUGCUGAAUUCAUGGAAAGAAGAAGAGGAGGUUUCUUGUGUAGAUACUGGCAUCCAGUUUUUCUGUUUCAGAUGGUUGGUGCUUGGUGUACCCUGCUGUAUAUUGUCUAUACAAGCUUCCAGCAGCUUAGGAAAGAAACUUCCCAUUUGGAUGAUCAAAGCUUUAUAAACUUAUCCAAAGAAAAAGAGGAUCAGGGGUCGGUUGAAAACUUUGCCCUAGAAGUGCUUUUGGCGACUCUGAUGGUCUCAAAAUCUGCACGAAUUACUGAAAUCAACCUUGGUAUUAUUGGGAACCUAGCUUGCCAUGAUGUCUCACGGAAAAAAAUCACUACUACGGAUGGUCUGAUUGGAGCAGUACUGCAACAAUUGUUUCUAGAUGACACAGCAUGUCUCUGUGAAGCAUGCCGGCUGAUAACUUUAUUUCUUCCAAGCAACGAAUGUGGUUUUUUGGCAGAAGCACUGCAACCUGAACAUAUUUUAUGUCGUAUUUUAUGGAUUGUAGAGAACACUUUGAACAUUCAGCUUCUUGAGAAGAGCAUUAAUCUUCUCUUAGCAAUAGCAGAAAGUAAGCAGGAUGUGGUUGCGAUACUGCUACCACCACUGAUAAAAUUAGGUCUCCCACGCAGUCUGGUUGAUCUCCUAUCUGUUGAGAUAAGCAAGUUAACCCCUGAAGAAAGAUUACCUGAAAGGUAUUCCAUUCUAGAUUUGAUUCUUCAGACUGUUGAAGCGCUUUCAGUCAUUGAUGAUUAUUCACAAGAAAUCUGCUCAAACAAGGAACUCUUCCAACUACUUGUUCAAUUGAUCAAGCAUCCAGAUAAAGCUGAGUUUGCCAACUCUUGUGUUACUGCUUCAGUUUUGACAGCAAAUAUUCUGACUGAUGUAACUGAUCUGGCUUUAGAGAUAUCACAGGAUACACUUUUCUUAGAGGGUCUACUUGGUGUGUUUCCUUUUGCUUCUGAUGAUACUGAAGCACGGAGCGCAAUUUGGAGCAUUCUUGCAAGGUUGCUGGUGCGAAUUCAAAAAACUGAUCCGUCAAAUCUGCACCAGCAUGUCUCAGUUCUCACAAGCAAGUCAGAGGUGGUUGAGGAUGAACUUCUUAUCUAUGAUGUUGAUGAUUCCAGGGAAGACCAUAGAAGUUCCACCAAAUUAACAGCAAGAACAUUUGCUCUAAAUGGAAUUGUUGAAAUUUUAAGUCGAUGGAGAACCCUUGACGACCACAUGAAGGGAACCCUUUCUAUGGAAGGAUGCUAUGUGAAUGAAGGAGAAGUUGAUAAAAUGUUGUACUACUGUUACAAAUACACCAAUAAAUGACACAGGUAUAUCGCCGGAGGAGAACUCAAGAAUGAUCCAACUAUUGACUGAUAAAUUUAACACGAUGAAGAAAGAUGCAUGCUCAUCAUUUAUCUGGGCAAUCUACGGGUAUUCGGUAAAACAGCUAAAAGGGAAUGACCUCACUUCAGGCUAUCUCUCUGAAAAUACCCGUGGAGAAGUGGUUUGGCUGAUGUUGUAGAAGUGGCACAAAAUACAAGUGUUGGCUUGGUUUAACAUCCUUGAGAAUCUCUUCUUCACUCGCAAUACAUGGUGCUGAUUGAUUCUAUGAGCUGUCGUCUCGGCUUGCUGUUUAGGUAUCUGGCCUCUAGCUGCUCGGGAGUUAUCACUAAUGAACUACAGGAAACUUAAGUAGCUUCAAAACUGUCCCAUGUAGAGGUUAUCGCCAUUCCAUCCCACAAUUCUUGUAGAUAGUUCCAGAGCGUUGUGCAGUUUACCCGAUUCACUGUCUACUUGUGGAAUAGUUCCAGAGGUCGGCGAUGACACAGUUGCAUCUAUGAUGAAAUUGUGCAGGACUCGGAGUCCAAUUUUGCUGCAUGAUGCUUCGUCUUAUGGAAAGGAAAAACACGUCCAGUACUACCGCUCAUAUCGUGGACAAACUAAAACUUGUUUUCCUGAUCUUCUAUGAGAAGAAACUGAUUUCUAACUUGCUUGUUCAUAUAAUUUUGCAUUUGGUGGUCAAUGGAAAGAGCAAAUAUUAUUUUAUGAUA
Solanum lycopersicum (tomato) is the source of this 2573-nucleotide messenger RNA. RefSeq lists its product as uncharacterized. NCBI's taxonomy places the organism in Eukaryota, Viridiplantae, Streptophyta, Magnoliopsida, Solanales, Solanaceae. The record is from RefSeq and is a predicted model, not a curated record.